ACUGGGAAUGAAGGCACCUUCUAUGUCUUCCCCUCUCCGGUCAUGUGAUAUGUGGAUGGAUUGUUCCAUGUACCACACACCUCAUAUGUUUUAAGGUUUUUAGUCACAUACAGGGGCGGACUGACAACUCAUGGGGCUCUCUGGCAAUAGGGGAUCAUGGGGCCCCUGUGUCCUUGCCCACACUCAAAGCAUACCCAAAAAAGCCUAUAAAAGGUACCAGGGGCAUCUCAUGGGGCCCCCUACUGACCCCGGGCCCUCGGGCAGUGCCCGAGUUUCCAAA
Messenger RNA from Staurois parvus, 280 nucleotides. NCBI's taxonomy places the organism in Eukaryota, Metazoa, Chordata, Amphibia, Anura, Ranidae. The record is from the annotation of a GenBank genome assembly.